This is a messenger RNA of Macadamia integrifolia, 2985 nucleotides long. RefSeq names its product protein CCA1-like. Lineage: Eukaryota; Viridiplantae; Streptophyta; Magnoliopsida; Proteales; Proteaceae. The transcript is spliced from 6 exons. Gene Ontology annotation, molecular function: DNA binding. The coding region runs from base 1073 to 2617 and encodes 514 amino acids. The record is from RefSeq and is a predicted model, not a curated record.
UUCCUCGUCUCGGACUCUUACCUCUUACCCCUCUCUCUCUCUCUCUCUAUCUAACGAUCUCUCUCGUUUUUCUGGUCAUCUUCGCCUUCUUGUACUCUUCUUGGAUUCUUGGAUCUCUCUGGUUUUCUGUUCCUCUUAAACUCUACCUCUAUCUCUGUUCUUUGCUGAAUCCAAGCUUUGAUUCUCGUUAUAAUAGCAGAGACGGAGGUUAUACGGUUCGUUGCAGGAUCAUUCAUUUGCUUCUUCUUGUGAUUCUCUUUGAAACUACCUUGAUUUCAUCUCUGUUGUCCUUUUUGAUCCAUUUUUAACCGGAUUCUGUCUUGAGAGCUGUGUUCUCACUAUACUGUUGCUGUAUCUUGUAGCCGUAACCUGAAAGAUCACUUUUUGUUGUUUUUCAAAUAUUUUUGGGGCUUUUGGGUUCUCUUCACUUAUCUAAAGGUUCUUGUUUGAAAAAUUUCUGUUCUGAGAAAAGAAAAAGAAUUUGCUUGUGGUUGGAUUUGAUUCCUCGAGUGGAACGAAAGGCGUUUGUGUGACCUCGACUGUUGACGGAUCAUUCAUUUCUAGGGUUAUUGGGAAGAUUUUCUCUGAAGAAGUUGGAUACAAAGACGAAGAAGGAAGAUAGUUGAUUCUUUAUUUGUCUCAGUGCUAUUUUUUUCAGAUCAAGAUUCACUCAGGAAGGAUGAUCAUCGGCUCUGUGCUACCUGUGAAUAUGAAUUGGAGAAUGGGGAACAGCUUAUUCUGCCGUGGAUCUUUGGUGAAUCUGUUCUUGUAGUUGAAUAAGUUUGAUUCCAGUUCCUCUGUCGAACUCCCAACGAAGGAGUUGUAGAGGAAUUGGGGGUUGUAGGGACAGAAGGCUCCCGAUGUCAGUGUGAAGAGAAAUUUAAUUUAUGCAUAUUUUUGGGGUUCUCAGCUUUUUCGCAACUCAAAUUUUGCUAGAAGCCAUUGAAGAAGGUUAUAGAAUUUGAAGCAUCAGAGAUCUUUCAGGAGUCCUGUUCAAGAGCACUAGAUCUGUUUCCGUGGAACGAAAAGGGAGUUUUUCUGAGGACUGAAAUUGCAAAAGAGCUCUUCAACUAUGGCCGUCCAGGAUGGUAGUGGAGGAAUAUGUACAGACGCUGGUAACAUCAGUGACAAUCCUGUUUGCAUGGAUGUUGGCACUCAAUUCGGAACUGGAGUCCAACUAAAGGAGAUGUAUCCCUCUGCAGAUGAAUUUGCACCCAAGGCAAGAAAACCUUACACAAUCACAAAGCAACGAGAAAGAUGGACAGAGGAAGAACAUAAGAAGUUCCUGGAAGCUUUAAAGCUGUAUGGUCGUGCAUGGCGUCGAAUAGAAGAACAUGUGGGCACGAAGACUGCUGUUCAGAUUCGAAGCCAUGCUCAGAAGUUUUUCUCUAAGGUGUUCCGGGAGUCAAGUGGCAGCAAUACAGGCUCUGUGAAGCCAAUUGAGAUUCCUCCUCCCCGGCCAAAACGGAAACCUAUGCACCCUUAUCCUCGUAAACUAGCUGUUUCAGUCAAGAAGGGAAACUCAGACCUAGAGCAACAAGAAAUGUCUCCAUCUUCAAAUUUAUCAGUUACAGAAUUAAUAAAUCAAUCUCCGAUGUCAGUUUUAUCUGCAGUUGGCUCAGAUACGACAGGGUCAUCAUCAUCAAAUUCACCCGAUGGUUGUGGUUCACCAGAUUCAUCAGCUGCUGGUUCAAACACUAUGAAUUAUUUAUUUCCUGAUCAAGGGAAUGGACACAUGCCAUCCACUUCAUUGGCAGAGGAUGAAAAUGGAUCUCCUUCAUCUGUCCUGGUGAAUGUUGCUCCAAUUCUGCAGGACCAAUAUUCCAUGGAUCUUAAGAAAGUUGACUUGGGAUCAAAAGAUGCUAAAGAAGAUACAACCUCAGAGGCACCCACGGUGAGUCUUAAACUGUUUGGAAGGACAGUGUUAGUAACCGACUCCAGCAGGCCAUGUUCUUCAAAUGUUGAAGCUCCCAAAUCAUUGCCCUCUGAUAACUGUCAGGAGAAUCUUGACAGCAAUGAGGGAAAUCCCUUGCAGACAUCACAGUUGAAUGCAAUGCAGACAGAACUGUCCUCGGAGGCAAACAAUAACCCUUUGACUCCUUGGGCCUGUGGAACUCUGCCAUUGUUCUAUUAUAUGCAAUUACAGAAAGGAGGUCAACACCCAGUAGAUGCCACUUCUGCUGCUGCACUACCUUGGUGGACACCGUUUGGAGGUGUACCUUUCCCUUUUCUUCCACCUCAGAAUCCAAACUCAACUCAUACACCUCCAGAUUCCUGUGUAGAGGGAGUCUCAGAAGACAAGGAUAUUCACAAAGAAGGAUCUUGGACUGGUUCAAACACUGCAUCAGUGAAUGAUGUUGGCUUAGGGGACAGGAAUGGGGAUGUCGUUGAUUCCCAACGUAGAGAACUUGAUUGUGAUGAGGAGGAGAAAGAGCCAGGUCUGUUUUUUUGGUUGAAACCGAGUGAAACAUCAGCCUUCUCCCAGCCAAAAGCUAGCCCCAGUAAGUGCACAAAGGGGUUUGUGCCAUAUAAAAGAUGCAUAGCAGAAAGAGAUCACUGCUCGGCAGUGACAAUUGGGGAAGAGCGGGAGGGGCAAAAAUUCCGGCUAUGCUUGUAGUCAUCCAAUUGGGUGAUCUUCCUAUAACCCACAUCUUCCAUUGUUCUGCAGAGAUGUUUGUUGUUUAACAGUUUGGGAGCUGAUUAACGUCGACCAGGCUGGUUUCAGUGGUUGGAUAAAGUGAGAAAUGAGAUAGAGGGGAGGUUGCUAAGGAACCAUCUGAGUCCAUGUAAAAUCUUAGUUCUCUUCUUUUUGUUUACUGCACUGCAACUGUUUUAAAGGUACAGCUUCCCAUGCAUAGGGUCCUGUGCUCUAGAUGUGUAAUCUUUUUCCUCAAAAUUCCUUGCAGCAAGCCCUGUAAUCUUCAAAUGUUUAGAUCUUCUCUAUUUUUUUUUUAGUUCAAAUGGCUAGAUACUCUAAUUAUUAUA